Chiloscyllium plagiosum (whitespotted bambooshark) is the source of this 994-nucleotide messenger RNA. RefSeq names its product transmembrane 4 L6 family member 1-like. Lineage: Eukaryota; Metazoa; Chordata; Chondrichthyes; Orectolobiformes; Hemiscylliidae. The record is from RefSeq and is a predicted model, not a curated record. Gene Ontology annotation, cellular component: membrane.
CCAAAUCGUCUGUACCGCUCACCUGAUUUGGAAGCCAGCAGUUUAUUGACAGGAAACGUAACCAACUGGCUUAUCGAAUCCCUGUCGAGUCCUGUGUCUAUAAAACCUUGGUGGGUACUGCCUGUGGAUCCUCAUUUUGGUGUGCACCCGCUUUCAGCUCUGCAAGAAGAUGUGCACAGGAAAAUGCGCCAAGUGUAUCGGGGCGUCGCUGUACCCUCUAGCGUUCUGCUGCAUUGUGGCAAACCUCUUCCUUCUCUUCCCCAACUUUGAGGUGGACUAUGUGCAGGACACCACCAAACUGACGCCAGAGGUUUUGUACCUGGGAGGGAUCUUCGGAGGUGGAAUCAUGAUUUUGUUUCCAGCGAUUCACAUCCAUGCAACAGGGAGUAGAGGUUGCUGUGCGAACCGAUGUGGGAUGUUCCUCUCCAUUGCGUUUGCCGCUGUGGGGGCGCUGGGUGCAGGGUACUGUCUGAUUGUCUCCUCACUGGGCCUGGUGAACGGACCGAUGUGUCAGACCGGAAUGGGCAACUGGUCACAGCCUUUCUUCACCGAGCUGGAGGAGUUAGAGUUGACUGAGGAAAGUUAUCUCUUCCAUCCCGACAUGUGGGACUCGGUGUGUAAGAAGCCUAAAGACGUGAUUGUCUUCAACGUGGUCCUCUUUGCCUUACUGAUCGGAUUCAGCGGCAUCGAGCUGGUACUCUGCCUGCUUCAGAUGAUCAACGGCCUCUUCGGGUGCCUCUGUGGGACGUGUGGCAAGAGCAGAGCGGGCCCUGUGUAAAAUGUGAUGAACCAGGGAAGACGCAUAUUGAUUUACCACUGGGUAAAAGUUAUCAAAUUCACUCGUGUCAAACCUCUUGCUGAAGAAUUAGUCCUUGGCUUGCCAUUCUGCAUCUCCUUUGUCAUGAGGAAGUUCCCUUUUCUCCUGUUUGUACAAACUGUUUGAAAGAGCUUGCAUUUUCAAAGCAAUCUUUAAUAAAUCACAGAUCAUGAUGUC